Messenger RNA from Limanda limanda (common dab), 3117 nucleotides. RefSeq names its product zinc finger protein 668. NCBI's taxonomy places the organism in Eukaryota, Metazoa, Chordata, Actinopteri, Pleuronectiformes, Pleuronectidae. The transcript has 4 exons. Bases 321 to 2471 code for a protein of 716 amino acids. The record is from RefSeq and is a predicted model, not a curated record. Gene Ontology annotation, cellular component: nucleus. Gene Ontology annotation, molecular function: RNA polymerase II transcription regulatory region sequence-specific DNA binding; DNA-binding transcription factor activity, RNA polymerase II-specific. Gene Ontology annotation, biological process: regulation of transcription by RNA polymerase II.
GGGACAGGUCAGUGUGUGUACCUUCCUGUCCUGCUCUCUUCAUCGCUCUGUCAACACGGCGUCUGAUCAAAUCUCUCAGUUCGGGGUUUGAAUCUACGUAUAAAAGUCGUUUUGAACCCAAGCGGAGCAGCGACCGUCGAGGAGAAAGCGAAUGUCCCCGUUGUGCUGAGGCACUCCUCCCGCCAGGUGAGCUCGGGUGUGUCGGAGAAGAGUUUCCAUGGGGAAGCGGUUUGCCAACUUCUGUCGCAAAUCGAAGAAGGACGGAAACGAAGAGCUGGAGGACGUGUAACCCAUGCAGGCGCUCGUCAGAGCCAGCAGUCAUGUCCAUUGAAUAUACCAUCGAUAUCCAGCUGACGGAGCUGGGAUUUCCGGGUCUCCUGCAGCCGCCGGACACCUCAGUCCUAGAGGCGUCGAGUCACCCUGUCCCCUCUCUGUCCAACACACACAAAAGAAGACGGCUGUCACUGGAUGGCGAGGAAGUGGGUCCAGCUAAACGGACCACACAUGCAAGAAAACUAUCUCCUGCACAGAGUGUGCAAGAUGAUGACCAGUCUGCACACUUGGAGCUUUCAGACACCACAGUGGAGGUUCCCACCGCUGGACAGACAGACGACUCACCGCUGAUCAUUAACGAGAAAGAAGACGAACAGGAAAGUGUUCACAAUGGAGACGCUGCACAGGACGGUUCCACAGAGGAGCAGCAGGGUGUGGAGGAUGAGUCAGACGACAGUGAAGUCUCAGAUGUCUAUGAGGAAGAAGAGGUUGACGUAGAAGAGGACAAUGAGGAAGAAGACAGGCUAAACAAUGGGUCGAGUCCUUCAGACAGCUUCAGCUGCAGCGUCUGCAAUCUCCGGCUUCCCUCCAAAUUAGAGCUGCAGGACCAUAUGAACCUGCACACUGGAGCACGGCCAUAUUGUUGUGCUGAAUGUGGGAAGCGCUUCUGCCAGAUUUACAACUACCGAGUCCACCUGCGCGCCCACGCUCAGACCAAAGUGGGGCUACUCUUCUGCAGGGUUUGUCGUCUGAAUUUUCUAUCACAGGAGGAUCUGGAGGUCCACCUGUCGAAAACUCACUUUGAGAAAGAGUUCUACGAGUGUGACAUGUGUAAAAAGGUUUUUACAUCUAUGAAGUUGUGCGAGACUCAUGUGCGGUUAAACAAAUGUAUGCUCCCUGUUGUUUGUGAAGUGUGUGGCUGCCAUUUCACCUCUCCGAAAUCCCUUGUGCGCCACCGGAAGAAGCUGUGCCACCGCGCUUUGAAAUGCACAGACUGCUCAAGGACCUUCACUAGGAAGAAUGCUCUCCUGAAACACAGCUUCUCCCAUCUUGGUUUGCUGCCUUACACCUGCGUACGCUGCCGCUGCCACUUCCGCCUGGCAGCGCUGUACCGCAGACACAAGUGUGAACCUGAACGUAUUCACUGUGUGGCAUGUCUGAGAGAGUUUGUUAGUCAGCAGGACUUCAAGCAGCACAAAAAGGACACAGGCUGCUGGGGCAACCAGGAGCCCAAAGGGGAUGAGAUCAGGUGCUUGGAGUGCGGACAGAUGUUUGAUAGUACAGAAGAGCUUAAGAAACACGCCGGAGCUCACCAGCGGGUACUGAAAUGUGCUGAAUGUGGAAAGGGGUUCCGGUCAGCCUUGCUGUUGAUGUCCCACAUGGGCGGGCAUGCUGGUCAGUCCCCCUGCCUUUGUCAGAGCUGCGGACUUGGCUUUCCCCACCAGCAGAACUAUGACAGCCACCUCAAGACCUGUGGGAAAACGCCCAAGCCCGGGAGUGCGCCCAAAAAGCAUCAGGCUUCAAAGGCCUCUUCAUCUGAGAAAAAGAAGCUCGACGUCAAACCAGACUCAUCAAGUCCAGCAAAUGUAGUCGCCACGUUUGCUGCUGUUUCCAACAAACCUGCUGGACUUGUGGCAGAGGAUGUGUCCACUGGCUCUGGUCAACCAGACGGAUUAUGGAGUCUAACCCUUGACAAACAGCCGCCCCCCGGUGUGAACCUUGUUUUGUUUCUUCCCGUGUGUCCAACUGAAAGCAACGGCGGUCCCCUCUCACGUGCGAUUUCUCUACACCUGGGAGCGGAUACUGCUCUGGGAAGGCAGCAGAACACCCCUCUGGAUUUGGCAACUGGUAUUAGACAGGAUCCAGAAUGUGAAGGACCUUUGGAUUUGUCUAAGAAGUGUAACACAUCCAAGACUGCUCUGAGCGUCAUUCCUCUUCACACUGUUAAAAAUGAGCAUCAAGAAUUGGAAAUCUCAGGAGAGACUAAUGGUAUCGAAAAACAAGUUCGUAAAAGCAGUGACCCUGAAGCAACUGCUGCAACAAACCCAGGAGAGGCAGAUACUGAAGUGAAGCAGUGCUACAUGGACCAGAUGGAUCUCUCCCCUCUUAAUACUUCCUCUGAUCUAAUCAUCGAUAUUAAGAAAGAGCCUCAGUCUGAUGGCUCGGAUUGUGAUUUAGGGUCAGCGAAGUCCUGCUAGCUGAUUAACAGGAUGCCAGAGAAAGAAGUAAGAUUUAAGGGUUGAUGUUUCACACCCUGCAUGUUUGGAUAAGGAGAAGUCAAAUGUGUUGAAGGCAGGUCACAUUAUCUAGCCUUCAUAGGACUCGCCUGCUAUUUUUCUGUCCCCGUCAUUACAUAAAUGUGGAUAAAUGACAGGGCAGAAUUUCGUCUUCCAUGUGUAUGAGCCGAUUUAUAUCUCUAUCUGCCCCUCUAUUUGAUAACUGUAUGACUUCUGCUUUAAGAAAACACAUUUUUUGGUCUUAAAUCCUAAAAAAAAAUUCCGAUCUCAAUUUUUCUGAAUUUUAUUUCUGAGUAGGACUUGUGACUUGGGCCACCAGAGCAAAAUGGUACUGUAAUAAUCUUAUGUCUUUCCAGUAUACAUGGGUUUAUGGAUCUCUUAAGUUAAAUGAAAACACUGGGUUUCUUGGUAUUCAGCUGAAAACUUGAAAUGGACGCAUUUUUGUCUAUAUACAUUUUACCUUUAGUUCUAUUUUUAUGUAUUGUAUUGAUGAAUAAAUAAGUAAAUAACAGCACUUCUCAAUAAUAUUACAAUAAUACUUGAUAUUGAAAAGUUUGCAGGUAUGUUUGUUUUUCUAAAUGCUAAUAAACAUAUCUUUCAUGCACUA